This is a messenger RNA of Coniosporium apollinis CBS 100218, 1425 nucleotides long. RefSeq lists its product as uncharacterized. The coding region runs from base 1 to 1425 and encodes 474 amino acids. The record is from RefSeq and is a predicted model, not a curated record. The transcript has 5 exons. Lineage: Eukaryota; Fungi; Ascomycota; Dothideomycetes. Gene Ontology annotation, cellular component: COP9 signalosome.
AUGGCAAACAAUAUUGAACAGUCCGUGUAUUUUCAGCGGAGGAAGAAUGCUGGAGCUUUGAUAGUGAGAGAUGCUCCCAAAUUCGACCUCGAAUCCUACAUUUCGAACUAUGAAGAUCGAACACGACUAGACCGCCUGAUCACUAUAGGCUGUACCUCUACCUACCUCUCCAUUGAUGCCUUCCACGCCGCCAUCGCCGAGGCCAAGCAGGGCAAGGACACAGAUAUCUACAUGUCGAUCGUAGGAUGCCUACAACAGAUAGUGCCGGAGGACCCUCUAAGCAUGCCGGACCUGGGAUGGGUGGAGCAGAGGAUGAAGCAGAUCAAGGCCGAGACGGAUCGGCUGGAGCAUGAGCUGAAGCAGUACAAGAACAACCUCAUUAAGGAGAGCAUACGAAUGGGCAACGAAGACCUCGGCGCGCAUUACCAGAGCAUCGGCGACUUUAAUGCUGCCUACAAAGCCUACUACAAGAUGCGCGACUACUGCACAUCCCCUAAGCACAUCGCCGACAUGUCGCUCAAGCUCAUCCUGUGCUCCAUCCACCAGCGCGCGUGGACUACCGUGCAAACCCACGUUCUCAAGAUCCAGUCGCAGAGCCUCAAGGCCGAAGACAAGGCUAAGAUCGACCCUAUACUCUCCGCGUGCCUGGGUCUCGCAUACAUGGCUACCGGCCACUACCGUGAGGCUGCCACAGCGUUCCUACAGACGAAGCCGGAGUUCAUGACGGGUGGGCCGGCGGCUGGGGUGACGUGGCAGCGCGCCUUGCUCACGGGCAACGACAUCGCCGUCUACGGCGGCCUCUGUGCGCUCGCGUCUAUGGACCGGGCGGAGCUACAGAAUCAGGUGCUGGGCUCGUCGUCAUUCCGCAACUUUCUGGAGCUGGAACCGCACAUCCGGCGCGCAGUCUCGCUGUUCUGCAGCUCGAAGUACUCGGCGUGUCUAGAGACUCUGGAGAGCUACAGGACGGACUACCUUCUGGAUGUGUACCUGCAGGGCCAUGUGGCCCCGAUCUAUGGCGCGGUCAGGCGGAAGAGCAUCGUGCAGUACUUCAUCCCAUUCGCGUGCGUUACGCUUGAGGAGAUGGGGAAGGCGUUUUCUAGCGGCUCGGGUGUCCCGAUCGAGGAGGAGCUGGUCGACAUGAUACAGAACGGCACGCUUAAUGCGCGUAUAGAUCUCGUUAACCGGCUCCUUCUCUCGCCUCCCUCACAUCCCCGCCAAGAUGUUCACGACUCAGCGCUGAAGAUGGCCGCGUCGUACGAACACAACCUGCGUCUUCGUCUGCUUAGACUCAACAUGCUAAACGCGGGGCUAGAGCUCAGGGCUCCGAAGAACACCAACGCUGGAGCUCCGCAGAUGCAUGGGGGCAUGGAAGGCUACGAGGAGGGGAUGGCUGGCGGAAGCAGGUUAAGGAUGAGUCGAGGUUAG